Myotis daubentonii (Daubenton's bat) is the source of this 315-nucleotide messenger RNA. RefSeq names its product large ribosomal subunit protein uL11. NCBI's taxonomy places the organism in Eukaryota, Metazoa, Chordata, Mammalia, Chiroptera, Vespertilionidae. Gene Ontology annotation, biological process: translation. Gene Ontology annotation, cellular component: cytosolic large ribosomal subunit; ribosome. The record is from RefSeq and is a predicted model, not a curated record. Gene Ontology annotation, molecular function: large ribosomal subunit rRNA binding; structural constituent of ribosome.
AUGAUAUUUCAGAACAGACAGGCCCAGAUCGAAGUAGUGCCUUCUGCCUCUGCCCUGAUCAUCAAAGCCCUCAAAGAACCGCCAAGAGACAGAAAGAAGCAAAAAAACAUUAAGCACAGUGGAAAUAUCACUUUUGAUGAGAUUGUCAGCAUUGCCCGACAGAUGCGUCACCGAUCUUUAGCUAGAGAACUCUCUGGAACCAUUAAAGAGAUCUUGGGGACUGCCCAGUCUGUGGGGUGCAAUGUUGAUGGUCGCCACCCUCAUGACAUCAUAGACGAUAUCAACAGUGGUGCAGUGGAAUGUCCGGCUAGUUAA